AUGGUACAACACAACCAAAGGAGAUCGGCUGCCGAAUAUUAUCGGCUGCCGUCAUACUCGAGGUCAUACUCGAAUGUCCGUAUACAACCUGAAUCAUCCGCCCAAUUACCCGUAUACCCCCAUCCGGGUACACGGGUCCACACAGAUCCAACUUCACACAGCAGUGACGAGAAAUUAUCAGGAACGAUGGAAUUAUCGGGAAUGACCAAUAAAAUUAUGAUACACAACCGAAGGAAAAGAUCGGAUCCUGCAAGCACCGAAUCCAGUAAAUCUAAGAUUGUUGCACAUGACAAUGAUGUGACCGCGAAGUCGCCCUUAACUGACGUCAAACAUCCUACAACCGAUCCUACAAUUGAGUCGUUACUUGAGUCAAUACUUUCAAAACACAAGCCUACCGAUACUAAUGAUAAGCGUGUGGAGAACCAUCAGACCAAGAAUAACUUCAUAUUAUCCAUUCUCGGAUUCCUGAAUUCAAUUAUUUCAUCAGCAAACAUAACACUUCCAGAACACAAACCUACUGAUACUACUGUUACAGUAAAAGUAAAGCGUAUGGAGAACUAUCCGAGUAUCCAAGAACUAUCCAAGUAUAACUUCAUAUUAUGCGUUGCUCCAUUUCGGAGUUCAACUAUUUCAUCAAGAAACAUAACAUUUCCAAGAGACAAGCCUACCGAUACUAAUGAUGAGCGUGUGGAGAACUGUCAGAUCGAGAAAAACUUUAUAUUAUCCAUUUUUACAUUCCUGGGUUCAACUAUUUCAUCAACAAACAUAACACUUUCAGAACACGAGCCUACCGAUACUAAUGAUAAGCGUGUGGAGAACUGUGAGAUCAAAUAUAACUUCAUAUUAUGCAUUGCCCCAUUCCUGAAUUCAACUAUUUCAUCAGCAAACAUUGGAUUUCAUCAGGGUACAAUACACAUUCUCCCAUUCCUGGGUUCAACUCUUAAAGGAAAAAUAACAAUAGGACGUUAAUUUUUAUAAGCAUAUAUUCUUCCUCCUUUGUCCGCUUAGUAGACGAACUUUUA
Molecule: messenger RNA, 1022 nt
Organism: Temnothorax curvispinosus
Lineage: Eukaryota; Metazoa; Arthropoda; Insecta; Hymenoptera; Formicidae
Exons: 6
Coding region: 1-969 (322 amino acids)
Source: RefSeq, a predicted model, not a curated record